AUGGCAACACAUCACAACGCAUCCCAACACAUCACAACGCAUCCCAACACAUCACAACGCAUCCCAACACAUCACAACGCAUCCCAACACAUCGCAACGCAUCCCAACACAUCCCAACGCAUCACAACACAUCGCAACGCAUCCCAACGCAUCACAACGCAUCCCAACGCAUCGCAACGCAUCCCAACGCAUCGCAACGCAUCCCAACGCAUCCCAACGCAUCCCAACACAUCGCAACGCAUCCCAACACAUCGCAACGCAUCCCAACACAUCGCAACGCAUCCCAACACAUCGCAACGCAUCCCAACACAUCGCAACACAUCGCAACGCAUCCCAACACAUCCCAACGCAUCCCAACACAUCACAACGCAUCCCAACGCAUCACAACACAUCACAACACAUCACAACACAUCACAACACAUCUUAACGUAUCCCAACACAUCACAACACAUCACAACACAUCACAACGCAUCCCAACGCAUCACAACGCAUCCCAACACAUCCCAACACAUCCCAACACAUCUUAACGCAUCCCAACACAUCCCAACACAUCUUAACGCAUCCCAACACAUCACAACGCAUCCCAACGCAUCCCAACACAUCCCAACACAUCUUAACGCAUCCCAACACAUCACAACGCAUCCCAACGCAUCCCAACACAUCCCAACGCAUCCCAACACAUCACAACACAUCACAACGCAUCCCAACGCAUCCCAACACAUCCCAACGCAUCCCAACGCAUCCCAACACAUCCCAACGCAUCCCAACACAUCACAACACAUCACAACGCAUCCCAACGCAUCCCAACACAUCCCAACACAUCUUAACGCAUCCCAACACAUCACAACGCAUCCCAACGCAUCCCAACACAUCCCAACGCAUCCCAACACAUCACAAC
Messenger RNA from Labrus bergylta (ballan wrasse), 898 nucleotides. NCBI's taxonomy places the organism in Eukaryota, Metazoa, Chordata, Actinopteri, Labriformes, Labridae. The record is from RefSeq and is a predicted model, not a curated record.